AGGGGGGGGGGGGGAGACUGACCUCCACAGUGUGAGGCUGCACAGGCCGCAGUCACCUGUCAUGACUGCUCCUCAUUUGUUGCUGAAAUCUGGAGGCUGUGUUUCGCUAAAGAAGAGCCAGUGCUGACUCAUAUAUCACUCUCUUUCAUCACUCACACCAUUCUCACAUCGCUCUCUCUCGCUUCUCACUUCGUCGGCUCGCCGGUCUCCACAGGCACGCGCGGCUUCGGUGGCUACCAGGCUCGGCACGCUGUCGGGGACAGGCCGAUUCCCCCAUCCCAGACCCCUUACAACGGAACAGGCAAUCGAGAGGGUCAUUCGGAACAGAACCCGGUGCCACGGGGGUGUGGGCUGUGCUGAAGUGCGCACUCCUUAGGGGCCCUCUGUGCGUGGGAUGUCCGAGGCAGACUCUGUGGGUGGGCUGGGGCCAUGCCCCCAGGUGUUUGUGGUAGACAGCCAGGCACCCACGGCACAUAUGCCUGUCAGGGCGUCCCCUAGAGCGGGCAGACAGUCUCUCUAUGCUCUCUACCUACUGGUGGCCCUGGCGCUGCUGGGCAUCACAAUAGAAGCUGCCUUCAUCUCCCAGCUCUACCACAGGAAGCCUGAAAUGCAGGCAUCUCCACACACCCAUGAAACUGCCCAAAGGAUUGGGAAAAAGAAACACCAAGGCUCAGAUGAUUUAAAUGAAAUUCCCCCAUUAUUUGCCAAGACAACUAAGAAGCUCAAUCCAGCUGCCUUUCUACAGCAGGGUAUGGGUGUAGUGGCGCGUGGCGACGGCGUGAUGGAGUGGCAGACAGAGGGCUUGUCUCCGUUCCUGAGAGGCCUGCAGUAUAAUGCCGGUGCUCUGCACAUCCACACAGAGGGCUUCUACUACAUCUACUCCAAGGUCUGCUUCUCAGAGAACUGCUUCCCCUUCAAGCACCAAGUGAUGCGUCGCUCACCACGCUACAGCUACGCCCCCACCAACCUCAUGGAGAGUCUCAGGUACAGCUGUGUCGAGUCGGAGGACACAGAGCAGGCUGACGUGGGGAACAGCUACCUGGGAGGAGUCUUCCACCUCUAUAAAAACGAUAGCGUGUACGUGCAGGUCAACAACGGCAGUCUGCUGAGAACUGGGGUCUAUGACAACUUUUUUGGUGUCUUCAUGAUUUAGGUGCACACACACACACACACACACACACACACACACACACACACACACACACAAAUACACACAUCAUUCAUCCAUCUUAUAUUUGGAUAUUUUCUUAUUUUGAUUUAUUUUUAUUGUAAAUUAUUUUACCAUAGUUUUUUGAUUAAACAUUGUCAUUUUAUUCAAAGAAUAAAUAAUUCUUCCCAGUGUGAAAGGCACCUCUGGCACACUCUCGAUAUAAAAACAUAAAAUGCCUUUAUUAACACGUUUAAUACACGUUUAUUACAGGUUUAACACGUUUAACACACCUGAGUGGUAAGUACUGCAACGGUCAGCCCGUUGGUCUGCUGUGAGUGAGAGGUUUGCUCAUAAUCUCAAAGUUAAUCCUGGAGCACAUCUGUUCUUGUUUCAGUAAUUCCUUGUGUCAUCUGUAACUGUUCAUUCAUAUUAUAUUGCGUAUAAUACCCUAUUGCGUAUAAUACGCAAUAUAAUAU
This is a messenger RNA of Electrophorus electricus (electric eel), 1626 nucleotides long. RefSeq names its product TNF superfamily member 14b (gene tnfsf14b). The record is from RefSeq and is a predicted model, not a curated record. Gene Ontology annotation, biological process: immune response. Lineage: Eukaryota; Metazoa; Chordata; Actinopteri; Gymnotiformes; Gymnotidae. Gene Ontology annotation, cellular component: membrane. Gene Ontology annotation, molecular function: tumor necrosis factor receptor binding.